Haemonchus placei is the source of this 1377-nucleotide messenger RNA. The record is from the annotation of a GenBank genome assembly. Lineage: Eukaryota; Metazoa; Nematoda; Chromadorea; Rhabditida; Trichostrongylidae.
AUGGAAACUACAGAACGGAACACUUCCUCGUGCCUAUCGCUUGACUCGAAGCUGACUUGUUUUCAGAGUGCCCCGUGCAGAUUGUUCGCUAUAGUUUUCGAUGCAGGAUCAACGGGUACGAGAUUGCAUUUAUACAGAUUCCUUCACAAUACAGAUCGUAAUGGAAUACCGUUCAAAGUCGAGGAAGAGAUAUUCCGAGAGGUAAAGCCUGGGCUGUCAUCGUUUAGUGGUAAUCCAACUGCAGCUGCUGCAUCUAUUCGAAGCCUUAUCGACACAGCUCAAAAACAUGUUCCUAUUUUUAUGUGGGACAAAACGCCAAUAACGCUGAAAGCAACAGCUGGUCUCCGUUUACUUCCUGGUGACCUGGCUGACGAUAUUUUGGAUGCAGUGGAGAGCGUAAUCACCAACAGUGGAUUCUUUGUCGUUCCCGAUGCCGUGGGUAUUAUGAGUGGAUCAGAUGAGGGAAUGUACAGCUGGUUCACGUUGAAUCUUCUUUUGAACAAGCUCUACUCGGAUGAUGCAGUUCAUCCAUAUCAUCCCGAGCCUUUCCGGAGCGUUGCUGCCUUCGAUUUGGGAGGUGGCUCUACGCAGCUUACGUUUUGGCCGGAAGAUAGGCACAUGUUCGAUUUGUAUCCCGAAUAUGAGAGAGACAUAGAUUUCUUUGGCUAUCGCAUGCGAUUGUUUACACACAGUUUCCUAGGAAACGGCUUAGUUGCUGCACGUCUGAAUGUGCUGAUCGAAAAUUCUGGGAGUGAACCCAAUGUUGUAUCGCAGCUGGAUUCACCUUGUAUGCCUGCCUCCUUCGAGAUUCGAGAAUGGGAAUACGGACUUAAGAAGUGGGCGAUCAGAGGAUCACCAACGUACUCAUUUGCCUCAUGCUAUACUUCUGUUCGUAACUUCAUUGACCAAAGUGGAAUUAUGAAGCUCAAAGCUCUUCGCGGAAAGGUCAUCUAUCUGUUCUCUUACUUUUACGACCGAGGUUUGAAUGCAGGUCUUGUCAAAGAGAACCUUGGAGGUGAAGUAAAAUUGAAAGACUUCAAAGAUGCUGCUCAAAAAGCUUGUUCACGGAAAGCAGAAGAGUUGGGAGGCUUUCAUUGGAUGCCAUGGCAGUGUCACGAUUUAACAUAUAUUUAUAGUCUUCUCCAUGAUGGUUAUGGAUUUGAUGAUACGCAGCCGCUAUUCCUAGCAAAGAAGCUCAAAGGAAUGGAAGUGGCUUGGGGUCUGGGACUGUCUCACAGUCUCGUUCAUGAGUUCCAUAAAACGCAAAAGCUGUCAACGGCAGCAGAGCGCGGUAAUGUUACGGUUGUGGACCAAAUAAUGUCAUUUAUUUAUUCUGGAACUAAUAAUGUCUUGUCGUACUUGAAUAUCAUCUCAUAA